UCAGCGACAUAAAUAUCCUACGCAGUCCCUUGCCCUUCACACACCUCUGUCGCGCUCAGCUAAGCACAGGUACAGGAUCUGAUUCCCAAAAUGGUCAGCAUCAAGGAAAUUCUGAUCGUGUCCGUGCUGGUGGCCGCGGUGGCUGUUUCCCCCGCUGAUGCUGUUCCAACGAGACACAGUAGGCCCCGUCCUUAUACUAGGCCAGGAACGUGCCCAGAUACGAGCGACAUCGUCGGCAUCUGCGUCGUGACAGAACGGAACUGUUUCUCGGACAGCGAGUGCGGACCCGGCCAGAAGUGCUGUCCGUUUGGCUGCGGGAGAGAGUGCCUGGCUGUGGGUCCUCCUUACGGAAAAGGAAGAUGGUAAAGGGGGGGGAGGGCGAAAUUUCCUGCUGAUGACGUCAUCGCGCAUCUCGGUGGGCUCCCAGUCUCCCUGGAAAUAUUAUUGAAGUGUGUUGAUUCAUUGCUAAUAAAACUGUGUUAUUAAAAA
This is a messenger RNA of Penaeus indicus, 489 nucleotides long. Its product is annotated as chelonianin-like. NCBI's taxonomy places the organism in Eukaryota, Metazoa, Arthropoda, Malacostraca, Decapoda, Penaeidae. The coding region runs from base 91 to 366 and encodes 91 amino acids. Gene Ontology annotation, molecular function: peptidase inhibitor activity. The record is from RefSeq and is a predicted model, not a curated record. Gene Ontology annotation, cellular component: extracellular region. The transcript is spliced from 4 exons.